AUGAAUUCUAGAUCCCCUUCUCCCACCACGCCCAAGAGCCCCUGUCCAAACUGCUCCAAGACGUGCAAGAUCACGUCCAUCUACUGGCCAGAGCUAAAGCAGAUUCUAGAAAAUGACCCCAGCAGGUUUGAUGACCUCGAUCUAGAAUGCCUCUGCUUCGAGCGCAUGUCCAUCUUUGAGGAUGACCACGUCAGAGACCCAGCGAUGGGUAGUUACACCCACGGAGCUCACGUCCUCCCCUGCGGUCACAUCUUUGGCGAAAAAUGCCUCGUACGCAUGUGGGAGUAUGCGAAUGAAGCUGAUGGCUGGUUCGCCUGCCCAGCGUGUCGUCAGGCUCUUGGUUAUCAUCCGCACUGCUACCACGACCUCAACUCCCUUCCCAUGCCUCAGUCACUGGAAGAAAUCAAGCAAUUCCCCUAUUUUAGAGACAACGUCCUCAUAUCAAACAAGUGCGGCGACUGCAUCAUGAUGGACGAGGUCAGGAACCUCAGCUCCAUGGCGCAGAACCAUCUUCCCCCGAUGGACCUCCGCGAGGGUGAGUAUCUGGGCGUGUCCAUCUGCUCUCCCGAUGCCAUGUGGGCACCUUCGACGGAUCCCUACAAGGCGGACCCUAUUGUACGAACGAUGCAGCCUUUUGGGGCGUUGAAGGACUUUUGCGAAUUUUCGCGGAAGUCGAUGUCGGAGAACUGGGAGGGGGUGUGGAGGUCGGUGGACUUUCGGGAGCUGGAGUAUCGUCUUCAUGUUUUUAGAGUAUCGGGAUAUCCUCGAGUGUAUACUUGA
Messenger RNA from Fusarium keratoplasticum, 780 nucleotides. Its product is annotated as RING-type domain-containing protein. The transcript has a single exon. Lineage: Eukaryota; Fungi; Ascomycota; Sordariomycetes; Hypocreales; Nectriaceae. Bases 1 to 780 code for a protein of 259 amino acids. The record is from RefSeq and is a predicted model, not a curated record.